AUGGUUUCCCGAGCCGAACUUGCGGACCAGUCUCGAGGCCCGCCCUCUGUCGCUUCUCGAACGUCUCGAUCUCGACAUCACCACCAUCAUCGCGGUCGAUCCCAUUACGGGGGUACUUCCCAAACAUUGCAGAACGAGUUUCCCUUCUUCGCGCAGUCGGGGGACGUGGAGAUAGUGUUGGCAUGUGAUGGACAAGAGAAAAGAUACCUCCUGCACAGGUUUACAUUGGCGCAGUUUUCGGGGUUCUUCGAGGCGAGUACCAGUGAUGAAUGGUCCCGAAAUCAGGCCAUCCCGAAUGUCCCAUCUUUGCGGCCAGAGCAAGCUCUGAGUGCCAUUGAGGAGGAGUCAUCCCGCGUUGGCUCCGCCGCUGGCCCGUCGGUGCCUCAUCCCAUAUCAGUAUCAUCUCCCCAGCGGAGAUGGAGGUAUGAGUUGGACUGGGAGAAUCUCGAGGACGACGAUGAGCCGAUUUUGGUGCAAAGGACGCCUCAGGGUCCCCUGUUCACUCCUUCUCUACCACCGCCCCAGUCGCAGCAGCGGCCUCAAGCCCACCACACGUCCUUUUUUCGGUCGAUGGCAAAUCUAACCCUGCCUUAUCAUGGUCCGGCGUCGCAAUCGACUGCGCAACUUGCGACUAUACCGGACCCCGCCCUCACAAAUCCUCUCCUCCGAGACUACGAUAACCUGUUCCGUAUCUUUUAUAACUUCCCGCCUGUCCUCAACUCGACCAACAUCGCCUCAGCUUACUCGGAAUGCAAGACCCUUCUCUCCUUGGCGGAUAUGUACGACGCGCUGCCCGUGGUUGGACCACGGAUCGACCACCAUCUUCUCCGGUUCUCGUCACGACUUUUCAAACAAAUUGCAAAGUAUCCCCCUUCAUAUCUGAAACUCGGCUAUCUUGCGCGAAGCCGCAUCAUCUUCUCCGAAGCCCUGACCCACGUGGUAGGACAGUGGCCUGCCGCGUUGCCCUACCUCAAACCACCUAGUCACGCUGGUGGAGGAUACGAAGUCCCGCAAUCCGUCAUCGAUCUGAUUGAGGACAAAGUUGACGAGUUGGAAGAGUUGAAGCAAAGAGUUGAGACGAAACUAUUCAGACUGACCCUCACAACGAGUCGCGGUGAGCGGGUGAAUCCAGCCAAUGACUACCUUGGUUGGCUUGCAAUGAGUCUGUGGCGGCAGUGGUUGGCAGAGAACACCACGCCUGAGGUGCGUGGGAUAUUGAAGAACGGCCCCAGCUCGCGGCCGGGCAGUGCGACUGCAAUCAUUAACGUGCAGGCACAAGGGUCUAUGGGGAGACCGCCGGCUCCAGGUACGGUUGCGCGAAAUCCUACACAAGCUGCGCCACCGCCAGCCGUCAACACCGGUCGAAUCUUUAGAAUGAUAGCUUCUCCGAACGCAGAGAUCUAUCUGCCUUACGACGAGCUGAAACGCUUUCUGAAGAUUAAACCGCCGGGCCAGCCAAGUUCUCCGGCACUGUACACACGAGAGAACCUACGACGGUUCGAGCGAAAGAUUGAUGAGAUCAAGAAUGUGGCACGAGAUAUUGUGAAACCCCUAACAAGAAAUUGCCUCGAAUUAGAUUUGAGAAGUUUGAGUGAUGGCCAGGGUGGCGGACUAGGCUAUCUGACUUGCAUGCGGUGUGAAGAGGAGGAUUUGCCUUGGGACAUCUGA
This is a messenger RNA of Capronia epimyces CBS 606.96, 1668 nucleotides long. RefSeq lists its product as uncharacterized. NCBI's taxonomy places the organism in Eukaryota, Fungi, Ascomycota, Eurotiomycetes, Chaetothyriales, Herpotrichiellaceae. The record is from RefSeq and is a predicted model, not a curated record. Bases 1 to 1668 code for a protein of 555 amino acids. The transcript has a single exon.